This is a messenger RNA of Musca domestica (house fly), 1089 nucleotides long. It is a transcript of the gene Mpc1, whose product is annotated as mitochondrial pyruvate carrier 1. The record is from RefSeq and is a predicted model, not a curated record. The transcript has 4 exons. Gene Ontology annotation, cellular component: mitochondrial inner membrane. Gene Ontology annotation, biological process: pyruvate import into mitochondria. Lineage: Eukaryota; Metazoa; Arthropoda; Insecta; Diptera; Muscidae. Bases 345 to 704 code for a protein of 119 amino acids.
UCACUUAGAGCUUGCUGCUAUCGAACGGUUGUCUGCGCCCGCUUGUUUUAAUAAUAUAUUCGCGUAAAUUUCUAUUUUAUGUUGUUGUUUUUGCAUGAUACAAUAAAAAGCUUGUUGUGAUUUUUUGUGUUUGUUGUCUAAUAUAAAGUAGCUGCUGUUGCCUUGAACUUGGAAGACGGUCUAACGACAUUCGUUGCAGAACCACCAUUUCAAACGUAAUCUUUUAUUUACACUGCCUACCUAAUAAGCGAUCAAACGCAACAAUCUAAGUGCCAUUUGUGAGUCUACGCCAAGUCUGACCUCAGUUUUUGUAGAGCAAUUGUAUUAAAAUCAAAUCUAAAAUCAUGUCGCAAAAACGUGCUGCUGGUCUUGUUGGAAAAUUGGCCGAGAACCUAAAGAGCAAAGAAUUCAGGGAAUAUUUGAUGAGCACACAUUUUUGGGGUCCCGUUGCCAACUGGGGUAUUCCAAUUGCUGCUUUAGCUGAUAUCAAUAAGGAUCCUAAAUUUAUAUCUGGCCGCAUGACCCUUGCUCUCACUUUGUACUCCUGCUGUUUCAUGCGUUUCGCUUGGAAAGUUCAACCUCGCAAUAUGCUGUUGUUCGCCUGUCACAUAACUAAUGCCACGGCACAGUCGAUUCAGGGCAUCCGUUUUAUCAAUUACAACUAUUUGACGAAAAAAGAUGACAAACAAGUUGCGGCAGCAUAAGGCCGACCAACAAACGCCAAUUGUGAAGUAAAGCUACAAACAGGGACACAGAUAUAUCGAACAAUUUUUGUUUUGCUUCCUUUUUUUUUUUGAAUUAUCAAUAAGACAAUUGUACAAACUAUUUUAUUUGUGACAAAGACAUAAGAUAAUAUUUCCCGAGGAAAUUUAACAACAACAACAAAUAUGCAAACUAUUAUCAACUGUUGAUCGAUCUAAUCAUUCUUCAGGGAAUCACAUCUGUUAAUAUUGUUUUGUAAUUCAUACGUACAAUAACAUUACAUCUUCUUAUAUAGAAUUACAUUAAGCUACCUGCAUAGAUAAUACGAAAACAAAAUAAACAAAUUUUUGAGUAGUCUUAAAAUAAAUAAAUCUAAUUGACAGACAA